AGGGUCAAGUCUUCAUGGUUGGACCAAAUGUCACCUUAAAUAAAAUCCCACAACUUGACACAACAAAUUCUUCUGUGGACAUUGAUCUCAUUGUGAUCGCCAAGAACAACAAUGAAAGAUCAGCUGCUGUGGCUUUCAUGAGCUACAGCACGAUGGAGAAUCUACUGAAGCCAGACUUCUUCAACACCUCAAAUGACAUGGUUAAAACCAUGAUGUCCACUGUGAUCUCAGUUACUCUUCCCAAAACCAACAACACUAAACUCACCAAACCAGUCAACUUCACCUUCAGACACAUCAGAGAGUUUGAUCCCACCAGUUCUCUUUCCUGUGUUUACUGGAAUAUCAGCGAAUGGAUUGUAGAUGGUUGUUCUGUUUUAAAGACCAACAGCAGCUACACUGUGUGUUCCUGUGUUCAUCUGUCGACUUUUGCUCUCAUCAUGCAAACCAGCCGCCCACCAGAGAGCGACUCUCAACUGCUGGAUCUGUUGAAUCUGGUGUGUGUGAUCGUGGGACUGGUGUUCUUCAGUUUGGCCCUGUUGACCUUUGCCCUUUGUCAUUGGAGUCCUGGAGUGAAUAAUGUGGCUCGAAUCAACAUCUGCAUCAGUCUUCUGUUGGCUCAUCUUCUGUUCCUGCUCACACAGCAUUUCCUGAACAUCAUACGGCCUCAGCAGGUGUUGUGUGCCGUGAUCUCAGGCCUUCUGCACUUCCUCUUUCUCUCCGGCUUUGUGUGGAUGUUCAUUGAAGCUGUGAUGCUCUUCAUCUGUGUGAAGAACCUAUCACAGAUCAGCUCCAAAAAGAGGGAGGUGCUUAGCAGUGGAUUCCUGUGUGUGAUUGGAUAUCUGAUUGCUCUGGUUGUGGUGUGUGUCUCUGUCGGUCUGGUUCCUGAAGGCUACGGCAGCGAACGCUGCUGGAUUAAAAUCGAUAAAGGCUUCAUCUGGAGUUUUCUGGGUCCUGUUUGCGUCAUACUAGCAUCAAACACACUUCUCUUCAUCAAGAUCGUCAUCAGUCUGAACUCAACUCUCAAAAGUCUCAAUGCUGAAGUUUCACAGAUGAAACAAACCAAGAUUAUGGUGUUUAAAACACUGGCUCAGUUUGUGGUUCUUGGUUGCCCCUGGAUUCUGGGUUUCUUCACUAAUGGUAGGAAGGAGCUGGAGAUCCUCUUCCUGAUCUUGAACUCCCAGCAGGGAACCUUCAUCUUCCUGAUCUACUGUGUCCUCAAUAAUGAGGUUAGGCAGCAGUACAAGAAAUUCUUCAGAUGUCUUUGUUGCAUCAAACAACACUGA
Labeo rohita (rohu) is the source of this 1283-nucleotide messenger RNA. RefSeq names its product adhesion G protein-coupled receptor E3-like. Gene Ontology annotation, cellular component: membrane. The record is from RefSeq and is a predicted model, not a curated record. Gene Ontology annotation, molecular function: G protein-coupled receptor activity. Gene Ontology annotation, biological process: cell surface receptor signaling pathway; adenylate cyclase-activating G protein-coupled receptor signaling pathway. The annotation marks the transcript as partial. The transcript has 9 exons. Lineage: Eukaryota; Metazoa; Chordata; Actinopteri; Cypriniformes; Cyprinidae.